AUGUCGAAACAUGAACGACAACAUAAUGUUUCCAAUUCAUCUAAUAUAACAACUGCAUCAUCAAAUGAAUAUCCUAUUCGAGAAGCUAAACGAGCACGAAUUGAAAAUAUAAAUUCAUCAUCAUCCUCAUCAUCAAAUACAAAUUGGUCAACAACACUUUAUAUAGAUACUCAAAUUAAAGAUGAACCAUUAAAAUUAAAUACCGAACAACAAAAUGGAUUUUCAUCAUGUUUUUUAACUGAUAAAUUAUUAAUGCCUGAUAAUAAAAAAUCUUUUAUUCCUCAACAAGAAAAAAUCGAUGAUUUACAAAAUUUACGUUCAUUACAAUCAAAUAGUAGUUAUUCAACAGAAGAAUUAAAUUGUAUACCAUGUACACAUCAACAUAAUCUUAUUGCGUUACGUACAAAUGUUUGGACAUUAUUACGAAUGUUACUUCCACAACUUUCACUUUAUUAUCCAUCAGUAUCAAUGAUUGAUUAUGAAUCAGAUCAUUGUAUUGAUCGUCUUGUAGCUAAUUUAAUACAAAUACCAUCAUAUUAUAGAUCAUAUCCACCUGUAUAA
Messenger RNA from Adineta steineri, 561 nucleotides. The record is from the annotation of a GenBank genome assembly. Lineage: Eukaryota; Metazoa; Rotifera; Eurotatoria; Adinetida; Adinetidae.